AUGAAUACUUCGAAUUGGUAUAAAGUUUACGGUUCAUUAGUUCUCAUGCAACUUCUACUGUUUCCUACCAGUGAAAGCUCUCAAUACGAUAUAGCAGCACACAGUCUUGAUCAUGAACACAAGGUAAUUAUUACAACAGAUCUGUGUAGAAAAUUUGGCUGUAAAUGUGACAAUUAUAGCGUGGAAUGUACUGGUAUUGAACCUAAUAUGUUGAAUCAGCACUUUUUCAAACUUGCACCAAAUAUUCACAGUAUUUCUCUCCUAAAUUGUUCUCAGAAUCAGGUGAAUCUGCAUGAUUUCUCAAAUUUCACUUCGCUUCACAGCAUUUCAAUUCAACAUUGUAAUGUACAGCAACUUAUUUAUACUCCUUCCAGUUCCCUGAAAAACUUGCGUGUUCUGAAUUUGAGUCACAAUUAUUUGUGGAACUGGAAUGAAAUUUGUAAAACUGUAAAUCAGUAUUCAUCGCUAGAAAGAUUAGACUUAUCCUACAAUCGAAUUACCGAUUUAUCUCGUACCAAUAAUUGUAUUAAUAAAUUACAUUACCUGAAUUUAUCAUUCAACAAGGUUUCAGAAAUAUUUAUAGUGCCUAACGCGGUAGCACUUGAUCUCUCGUCGAAUAUUUUAACUCGAAUUGCUGGUAAAUGGCCGUCAGUUUUGGAAGAUUUAAAUUUAUCAAAUAAUCCUUCAUUAAGUUACUUUCCUUCACUCUCCUUAGUGCCUUCAUUAGUCAAUUUAAAUAUGGACGAUUGUGCAUUGACAUCAUUACCAUUAUCUAUAUCGCAAAAUCUGCGGCAUUUUUCCUUAAAAGACAACCGUUUAGUUGUUAUCGACUUCAAUUCACUCAACUUACCAUCGUUGGAAGAGUUAGAUUUAAGAAGCAGUUUACGAUUGCAUAGUAUUGUUGGUAUUUUACCUGAUAAAGUACGCAAAUUCCACUUGACUGGUUCUUCACUGACAUAUUUGCCACCAAGUUUUUUUGCUAGUGCUAAAAAACUUCGGUUUUUGGAGCUAUUGCCGAAUAAUUGGAGCUGUAAUAAUUGUCUUAACAAAUGGCUGGAUAUUUUGCCAUAUAAAAUGAGACCACAGAUAUAUUGCCCUAAUAUUUCUCAUAAUAACUGUUCAUUAGGUAUUUUAAAACGAGUUGGUCAGAAAGAAAAAUAUAUUGUGAAGGCUCGUUUUGCAGAAACGGCAGUUUUACCUUGUGAUAAAUAUGGUGAACCACCUUUGACCGUUGAAUGGUGGUUAGUUAGACCGGAAGUGUUCAUUGGGGCGUAUGAUGUGGAGAAACAAAUGGUUCGUAUGAACUGGACACGGAAUGGUAGUUAUAGGAUUGUUGCUGGUGGACCUCUUAUGAUUAACAAUGCCGAUAAAGAACUAGUCGAACGAUAUCGAUGCACAGUAAUGAAUCCAUUGGGCAAUAUAUCACAGUUAGUGCACUUUCGAUUGGACUAUUCAAUUUGGUUUCAUUUGGAUAUGAGUGGAUCAGUGUUUUGGGCUAGUUUUUUAGCAGCAUUGAUCACAUGUGGUAUAACAUUUAUUCUGAAUUUGCUUUGGAUAAUCUGUCGACAAAUUGGUUUAUGGUGGAUCAAAAGAAUUGAAAGGAAUUCUCGUGUUCGUGAAAUGGUUGUUGCUGUAGAAAGAUAUCGUCAACGUCAAAUGACAAUGCUCUCUGAAGCGUAUCAUAAAAAGCUGGAACAAAUUCGAGACAAUUAUCAUCAGCAGGUUGAGCAGUUACGAGUAUCUUAUACUUCCCAAUCAGAGAGAUUCCGCGAUUAUCGAGCAGCUCAGAUGGAAAAUAUGAAUCAGCAUUUAGAAAGCAUACGUGACAAUUAUAAUCAACAAAUGUGUAAAUUGAGAGAUUAUGGUGCAAGACGUGUGGAACAACUUUGGGAAGGUUAUGAACGUCAAGUCAAUCGUUUGAAAAUGUUUUCUCUGCAGCAGCGCUUAGGCUUGAUGCGUAAAUACAAAGUGAAGCAACAGUAUUUAAAUAAACUUGCAGCAAAGUUUGCUGAUAAUUCUCAAACAUUCACAAAACCUCACCCAGAAGUUAUAUUAACGGGUUCAUUACGGGAGUUAGACAUUGAAAUGCAUCGACAAAUGGGAUCAUUUCAUUCACUGCCUGAUUAUUUCUUAUAUGACGAAGAUAUGCUGAGCAACAUACAAUCUGAACUGAUUCAUGAAUUUACUGAUCGUAAAGCUUUCAUGUUCAUCACUGAUGAUAUUGAUGAUGAUGCACCCUGUUCCUCACAACAGCUGCAGGAUGGCAGAAAGUCAUAUAUGCUUGAAUCGUUACCCUUUCGUCACCGAUAUUCGCUAGCGGAAGUAGAAAACGAGUCUACAACUUUGCAUAUUUCUAAUGAAAACCAACCUCUCAGUAGAAAUUAUGAUUCAUCAUCAUCCAGUGACUAA
Molecule: messenger RNA, 2409 nt
Organism: Thelazia callipaeda (thelaziosis nematode)
Lineage: Eukaryota; Metazoa; Nematoda; Chromadorea; Rhabditida; Thelaziidae
Source: the annotation of a GenBank genome assembly